Messenger RNA from Oppiella nova, 2393 nucleotides. NCBI's taxonomy places the organism in Eukaryota, Metazoa, Arthropoda, Arachnida, Sarcoptiformes, Oppiidae. The record is from the annotation of a GenBank genome assembly.
GCUGAGAAUCACAAUCAAAACAUUCACUCAUUUUUGCUUUCGGUUUCAUUUGACUCAUUCACACCUAUUUAUACCAAUUGUUUGUCUGUUUAUAACAAUUCAUUUCAAUUAAUAGUCAAUGAAUGCCAUAAAUAUAGUGUAAAUGCAGUGAAAGUCCAUGAAUUGAAUGCAAAUAUGUUUCCCUCAUUUACACUCAUUAUAAGCGCUAUAUUUACCGUAUAUAUCCUUCACUCCAUUCAUACCAUCUAUAAGUUAUAUAACCCUCAAGAAUGUGACCACAAGACCGAGUUAUGUCUUAACCCUUCCUUCACUCGCAAAGACAUCUUCACUCUAUAUCUGUGUACAUCACCCGAUGAGCACCCGUUGGGACACAAGUUGUCGUGUAUUCACCAAAACAGUCACUUCUCGCUCAUUGAAGACCACAAACUUUCACUAUCAGUAUCACUGCCACCGCAGACAAUACGCAACGGUUCCCUAUAUUUGCACGCAGUGUUGACAACACUGAAGAACUACAAAGAAAUCAAUAGAGAAGUGAUUUUACAAUCGCUGGCGGACACUAUUUUGAUGCGAUCACCGAAACGGUUCAAAUCCAAUGGUCUGAUGGCUGUCUUCGACGGCUUGCGGCCACUCUUGAGCUGUGUUUUCGGCAUUUGUGUCAAUCUAUAUAUCCUUCACUCCAUUCAUACCAUCUAUAAGUUAUAUAACCCUGAAGAAUGUGACCACAAGACCGAGUUAUGUCUUAACCCUUCCUUCACUCGCAAAGACAUCUUCACUCUAUAUCUGUGUACAUCACCCGAUGAGCACCCGUUGGGACACAAGUUGUCGUGUAUUCACCAAAACAGUCACUUCUCGCUCAUUGAAGACCACAAACUUUCACUAUCAGUAUCACUGCCACCGCAGACAAUACGCAACGGUUCCCUAUAUUUGCACGCAGUGUUGACAACACUGAAGAACUACAAAGAAAUCAAUAGAGAAGUGAUUUUACACAGAAGCACAUCCACUGCCACCACAUCUCUCACCAGAUAUGCCUUAAAAGAGACCAAAGCCUUCAAUUUGCUUAACAGACAAACAGAAGAUCCAAAUGAAAAGCCGUCGAAGAAUAAGAAGUUGACUGACCGUCCCGUCACUCAUUGGAAACCAAAGAUCACAUUAAACAUCAUUUCAGAACCUCUUUCGCUGUCCAGACGAGCCCUUCCCGGAGAGAUCGCACACCUCUUGAAACUCAACGAAAAGACGGAAUAUUUGCCGAUUGUAUACAUCAGUGAAGUUAGACAACGACUCAAAGAAUUAUGGCCCGUCAAUGAGACGAAUCCAGUGAUGCCUUUGGAAGUGGUUUAUGAGCCGACGUCUAUCGGAAAACUCAGAUUUAUGAUAAUCAUUGAGUCGUCGCUCAAAUCAAUGGCUAAAAUGGGUUUCACUGAAUCGGAUUCCGAUGACAUUAAAGGCGUUUUCUUCGACACAAAUAUUUAUUUAUUACUUUUGACUAUUUUUGUCACUUCAUUCCAUGUUUUGUUUGAUUUCCUGGCCUUUAAGAAUGACAUCCAGUUUUGGAGACAUCGAAAGUCAAUGGAAGGCCUGUCUUUCAGUUCUCUUCUAUGGAGAUGUGUUUCACAAUUUGUGAUAACUCUGUAUCUGUUGGACAACAAGACCUCGUAUUUGGUGUUAAUUCCAUCAGCAAUAGGAACAGUGAUUGAAUUGUGGAAACUUAAGAAAGCCUUAAAAGUAGAGAUCAAAGGAUUCAAACUUUCAUUCAAAGGUCGGACUGAGGCUGAAAAGCAGACCGAUUCGUAUGACUCGACUUUUAUGAAGUAUUUAUCACUCUAUGUAUUGACACCACUCGUGAUCGGAGGCGCCGUUUACUCCAUUCUAUACACACAACACAAGUCCUGGUAUUCUUGGUUGAUCCAAAGCGCAGCCAAUGGUGUCUAUGCUUUUGGCUUUUUAUUUAUGUUUCCGCAACUGUUUAUAAAUUAUAAACUCAAGUCUGUGGCACACCUGCCGUGGAGGGCAUUCAUGUAUAAGGCGUUCAAUACAUUUAUCGACGAUUUGUUUGCAUUUCUAAUUACAUCACUUCCGACGGCCCACAGAGUGGCAGCAUUUCGUGAUGACGUGGUGUUUGUCAUAUAUCUCUACCAGCGCUGGUUGUAUCCGGUGGAUCAAACUCGAGUCAAUGAAUUCGGCGAAAAGGCUGAAGAUUCCGAACACAAGAAAACUAAUUAAUUAAUCGUUUUUUAACUUAUUUUCAUAACGUCUUUCAGUUUAUAUUUGAAAGUAUUUUAUAAAUUUUAAUAUUAUAAAGAAUUAUAAAAAUUUUGCCUAAAGUUUUAUAUAUGAAUGUUUGUAUUUGUUAUAAAAAUAAGUAUUAAACGAAUAAAUUUACAUUUUGAGUACAA